Naegleria lovaniensis is the source of this 1590-nucleotide messenger RNA. RefSeq lists its product as uncharacterized. Lineage: Eukaryota; Heterolobosea; Eutetramitea; Acrasida; Naegleriidae. Bases 1 to 1590 code for a protein of 529 amino acids. The transcript is spliced from 2 exons. The record is from RefSeq and is a predicted model, not a curated record.
AUGCGAAUGUCUCUUCAAGAGGAGAGCAACUUGUGCUGCCUAAGAAAAGGAGCUUGUAUUGUUUCAUCAUCAUCUGAGCAGGAAGAUUAUCCUUGCAAUAGCAUACUCUCGGAGGAAGAGGAUGAUAUUUGGAUUAGUGAGGUUGGACUACCUCAAGAAUGUAUUAUUCAAUUACCUCCUCAUGCUUAUUCGGUUGGAUGUGUCGGAUGGUUCUGCAAAAAGAGAUAUGUGUUCAAUCCGAAAAAGAUUAAAAUGUUUAUUUCAAGGGAAAGAGAUGGGCCAUUCAUCCAUUGGUCUAGCCUCAGAGCUGAGGAGAACGUUUCUUAUCACUUGUUUGAGAUUCAGUCCAUUCCUUCCGAUUUCUGCUAUUUCAAAUUUUCAGUAACGGACACGUUUGGAGGAAAUCGAGUUUAUCUUAAUAAGGUAUUCGUGAUGAAGGAACUGCCUUCAGUUUUACCACCCAAUUCAGAGGCAAAAACCUCAGCAGAGACCUUGAAAGAGUCCCUCACUCUCUCUCCUAACCCCAUUUUGGACACAUCACCCACAAAGAUCACGGAAUUUAGCAGCAAGUUUGACGACUUGAUGUUUGAUGCUAGCGAAUCCCAUCUCCUGAAUGUGGACAACUACUUGGUGAAUGGCACCAUGAUGCUAAAUUGCACAAACGUUUCAUUGAAAGAGUUAUCAGCCUCUCCUCUCAUCUCAAUUCCAACGUUUAAACAAAAAUCUAACAGUACCAGAAAUCCGUUAACUGUCUCCAUGCCUACGUUCAAAUCUUCUGAAAAGGAACAGUUGCCUUCAAACACAAACCUUCCUCUUUCCUCACCUAAGAAAAUAUCUCCUUCCAAAGACAUCAAGACGACAAAACAUUCCCCAACACUGGAAAUUCCUUUAAAGGAUAUCACAAAUACCAAUUUGAAAGUUGUGGAGCCAAAAACUGUUUCCCUUAAAUCCUCAUCAAAAAAAGACCACAACCCAGGGAAGGAAAAUUUGAUUCUAGAAGAAAGGAGAAUGAAAGUCAAGUCAAGAGAAACCAAUUUAGCCAAAACAAAAAAGAAUCUCGAAGAACUCUCAGAAAAAAUUGGCGAAAUCAACAAAAGAAAAACUCAACAACCGUUGUCCACAAAAGAUCAAGUAACAGAUAUUUCACAAAGGUUGGAAGAGGUGCAGAAAGAAGUGGAGGAAUUAAAAAAGCGUAUGCAAUCUGUUGAGGAAAAUGUUGACACAUUAGUGAAAAAAGAAAUUGAAGAGUUCAAGUCAAAGUUCUACGAAAAAAUGGGAAACAAAUUCAAGAAUUCUCUGGCUAAAAUAGAACAACGUAUCGCAAGAGAAACGUACAAAGUGAUGGAUGAAAGAAUAAGAAUCUUGACACACCAAUCUGAGUGUAAAAUGUUUGACCAUGUACGGUCACAAAUUAAUCAACUCAAAACAGAGGCAAGCAAAACUCGAAUUAGUUCCACAACUACAAGUGCAACUGCUUCCAACAUUAUGACAAAUACUCCAACAUUGACAAUUAAUGAUGACACUUCAUUGAAUUUAUCAACAAGUGAGCAGGUUGCAUUGCUAAAACAGCGCAUGCAACAAUUACAGUAA